AUGUUGUCCCCGGGUGAUAAGUUCAGACCAAGUUCAGACACAAAUAUUGUCAACGCGGUAUCGGCGUCGGGCGGCUACAUAUCGGCUGUGUCCGAUCAAUGUCCGAUCUGCGCCGCCACUCACGCUGGCACCCUCCUCCCCUGCAACCUUCGUGUCCCCAUCCCGUGGGCCGCCCUUAACGGUCUCGAAGACGUCACGCAUAGCCACAACCACUUUGACCUCGCCUGCAUGCUGCCGCCUCACCCCACGUUCCAGCGCAUUCCCCUGUUCAAUGACGACGCGGAGAACCCGUACGAGUUCGAGCUCGGGGACUGUCACGGCGAUGUUGCGUCGUUCGAGAAGAGGUUAGCGAACAUCGCAAAUGUAGAUGGCUCAUGUAUCGCAAAGGGUAGCGAGUGGGAAGACAGAGUAGGGUAA
This is a messenger RNA of Fomitopsis serialis, 417 nucleotides long. RefSeq lists its product as uncharacterized. Bases 1 to 417 code for a protein of 138 amino acids. NCBI's taxonomy places the organism in Eukaryota, Fungi, Basidiomycota, Agaricomycetes, Polyporales, Fomitopsidaceae. The transcript has a single exon. The record is from RefSeq and is a predicted model, not a curated record.